CUGACCCCGCAUUGCUGAUCACAGGAGGAGCGGCCCCCCCACCACCGCUACAGGAAGGGGGGCUCUGUGGGCGGUGUGUGCUACCUGUCGAUGGGCAUGGUCGUGCUGCUCAUGGGCCUCGUCUUCGCCUCUGUCUACAUCUACAGAUACUUCUUCCUCGCCCAGCUGGCCCGGGACAACUUCUUCCACUGCGGCGUCUUCUACGAGGACUCCCUGUCCUCCCAGGCCCGCACGCGGAUGGAGCUGGAGGAGGACGUGAAGAUCUACCUCGAGGACAACUACGAGCGCAUCAACGUGCCCGUGCCCCAGUUUGGCGGCGGCGACCCCGCAGACAUCAUCCAUGACUUCCAGCGGGGUCUGACCGCCUACCAUGACAUCUCCCUGGACAAGUGCUACGUCAUCGAGCUCAACACCACCAUUGUGCUGCCCCCUCGAAACUUCUGGGAGCUCCUCAUGAACGUGAAGAGAGGGACCUACCUCCCACAGACGUACAUCAUCCAGGAGGAGAUGGUGGUCACAGAGCACGUCAGCGACAAGGAGGCCCUGGGCUCCUUCAUCUACCACCUGUGCAAUGGGAAGGACACCUACCGACUGCGGCGCAGGGCCACUCGGAGGCGGAUCAACAAGCGUGGGGCCAAGAGCUGCAAUGCCAUCCGCCACUUUGAGAACACCUUCGUGGUGGAGACGGUCAUCUGCGGGGUGGUGUGAAGGCCUCCGCCCGCCGGUCCCGCCCCUGCCGCUCCCCGCUCCCUCUCCCAGCUGCUCCCUGGCCCUCCUUCCCUCACUUAGCUUGUACUUUGGGCGCCUUUCCGUAGAUGUGACAUGUCUCCCUGUUCCUCUCCAGCCCUGCCCACCUCCCUGUACCAGAGCUGUGACCUCUCGAGGCCCCCACCUCUGCUGCCCUCCCCCACUCCCCCCCAGGUCUGGGGGACACGGGGUGCCCCAGGAUUGUUUCUGUGACCACCAAUUUGAAGUCGGGUCCUCCGGGGCCCAGCCCACAGCUGCACUGGCAGCCCAGGGGAAGUACUGGAUGGAGCAGCCGGGCAUGGGGGGCACUGGGUGAAGCGACAGGGCUGGGGGAAGGGUGUAGAGUGGGUUUCAGAAAUGUCCGCACAGUUGGGAGGGUCCCAGAUGCCUUCUGUGGUUGGCACACUUCCUCUGGCGUCCCAGGUCCGGGGCCUGGGCCAAGGCGGGGGUUCUGUGCCCAGGGGUGGACCCUCCCAGAGCACAAGGGAAGGCAGCUGUCCUGGGGAUGUCCUGGGCACCUGUCAGUGCCUUCAGCCCACCUGGGGGAGCCUGGGGUUCUGGGGUGGGGAUGAGUUCCUCAAGCACAAUGUUCUCUGGGUGGAACCAAAGAAGGGGAGGUGCCAGGCACCCCAGAAGCACAAGUGGGGUCCCACAGCCACGGCCACAGAGGAACAGGGCGGAGGAGGGUCACUUGGCUUUGUUCCUGUCGGGCUGAGCACAGCACAGGACAGAGAUGGGCUGUAGGUCCUGCCGAGCAGGUGGGGCUUUUUGCUGUCUCCAACCGUGGAGCUGUUUUAGAAGAUAAGGUUGGGGGUGGGAGGAAGAUGUGGGGGAAGGAACGCCACCUGGUACUUGGAUACCUUGUCCCCUCUUUGUUCUGAAAUCCCAUCCCCCUCUGCUUUGGGGGAAUGCAUCGUUUUUUUCCUUUUCCUUCUCACUUUUGCAUGUUUUUACUGAUCAUCCGAUACGCUAACCGUUCUGAGCCCUGAGCCUGGAAGAGGCGGGCCGACGCCUCCAGUCAGACUUAGGUGCUUCCUGGAGAUGAAACUCUUAAAACGCUUUGUAUAUUUUCUCAACUAGAUCUCUUUUCAGAAGUGUCUGUAGAAUAAUAAAAAUCUUUGACUUCUGA
Pteropus alecto (black flying fox) is the source of this 1876-nucleotide messenger RNA. It is a transcript of the gene ITM2C, whose product is annotated as integral membrane protein 2C. Gene Ontology annotation, biological process: negative regulation of amyloid precursor protein biosynthetic process. NCBI's taxonomy places the organism in Eukaryota, Metazoa, Chordata, Mammalia, Chiroptera, Pteropodidae. Gene Ontology annotation, molecular function: amyloid-beta binding. The transcript is spliced from 5 exons. The coding region runs from base 91 to 708 and encodes 205 amino acids. The record is from RefSeq and is a predicted model, not a curated record. Gene Ontology annotation, cellular component: Golgi apparatus; plasma membrane; extracellular exosome.